Messenger RNA from Drosophila serrata, 1746 nucleotides. Its product is annotated as Cytochrome P450 4p2. Gene Ontology annotation, molecular function: iron ion binding; monooxygenase activity; oxidoreductase activity, acting on paired donors, with incorporation or reduction of molecular oxygen. The record is from RefSeq and is a predicted model, not a curated record. Lineage: Eukaryota; Metazoa; Arthropoda; Insecta; Diptera; Drosophilidae.
UCGUGUGUGGUGUUUUAAAACGAAACCGGUUGGUUGAUAAAGAAAAUCUAGCGUGGAACGAAAAACCCUCCGUCGAGCAGUAUUCAGAGUGAGUCGCUCGGAUCCAGUUCUUGAGCGGCAAUUACAGAGUAUAUAUAGUAACGAUGAUCUGGUUGCUGUGGCUAUCGGUGGCCCUAAGUGUGCUCGUCCAUUGGAUCUACAAAGUAAACAAAGACUACUACAUACUGGCUGCCUUUGCCAGGAGAGUGAGGACCAAGGAUGGCCGGCCCCUGGAGAGUGUGCUGCCCAUGCCCAAAGGUCGCACCAUAUUCGCCAAUAGCUUCGAUUUGUUUGGCAAAGAUGCCGCCGGAGUUUUUAGUCACCUUCGAAGGCAGGCCAGCGACUGUCGCGAGAGCUAUCUUCAGUAUGCCAUGGGUUGGUCCACUUACAACAUUAUCGAUGCCCACAAUGCAGGCAAUAUACUGAAUCAUCCGAACCUGAUAAGCAAGAGUGCCAUCUAUAACUUUCUGCAUCCAUUCCUCAGACAGGGGGUAUUGACGGCCACAGAAAAGAAAUGGCACAAACGAAGGAAUAUGCUGACGAGAACCUUUCACUACGAUAUACUGAACCAGUUCCAAGAGAUCUUUGUAGCGGAAAGCCUGAAGUUCGUUGCCCAGUUUGAAGGCCAAAAUGAGUGCACUGUCUCGCUGAAAGAUCGCCUGGAUAGAUUCACCCUGAACAGCAUUUGUGAAACUGCAAUGGGCAUUAAAUUGGAUGAAAUGGCCGAGAAGGGCGAUCGUUACAGGGAAAACUUCCUCAAGAUUGAUGAGAGCUUCAUCCGGCGCAUAAUUAAUCCUCUUUUCUGGGACGACUGUGUGUACAACCUAUUUGCAGCCCGGGAAUAUGAAUCAGCCCUUAAGGUGGUCCAUGACUUCUCCAGUGAGAUUAUAGCCAAGAGACGCGUGCUCCUAGAGGAGGAGCUGGAAUACAGAAGGGCUACCCAGACGGCGGAUGAUGAUAUGUGUGUGAUCAGAAAGAAGCGCUUUGCCAUGCUGGACACCUUGAUUUGUGCAGAGAAAGAUGGUCUCAUUGAUCAUAUAGGCAUCUGUGAGGAGGUGGACACUUUGAUGGCCGAGGGCUUUGAUACCACCUGUAUAGGCCUGGUCUUUAGUCUGCUGAAUAUGUCUGCUUAUGCUGAACAGCAGGAGCUAUGCUAUCAGGAAAUUCAGGAGAAUAUAGAAGAUGACUUGAGCAACCUGAACAUGGGUCAGCUAAAUAGACUGAGACACCUGGAAUACUUUAUAAAGGAGACCAUGCGCCUGUAUCCUUCUAUACCCAUUAUGGGACGUCAAACUAUUGAGGAGACGGAACUGGACAAUGGCCUUAUCCUGCCCAAGGGUUCUCAAAUUAAUAUACAUGUCUAUGACAUCCAUCGCAAUCCCAAGUACUGGGAUUCCCCCGAUGAAUUUCGUCCCGAGAGAUUCCUGCCCGAGAACUGUCAGAACAGGCACACGUACGCCUACAUUCCAUUCAGUGCUGGUCAAAGAAACUGCAUCGGCCAAAAGUAUGCCAUGCAGGAGAUGAAGACCCUGCUGGUGGUCAUCCUCAAGCAGUUCAGGAUUCUGCCAGUUAUCGAUCCCAAGUCCGUUGUCUUUCAAACAGGCAUAACCCUGCGCUUCAAGGACACAAUAAAGGUCAAGCUCGUGAGGCGGAUGUGAUUUGUAUAUCCCAUCGAUUUAAGGAGAUUAUAUAUAUAGUAUAAAUACA